CGCGUAUAGUGUUUGAGCCGUGUUGUCAGUCUACAGUUGGACUCGUCAAGUAGGCAACCGAACCGUUUUAGGCGUUUAUAUCGCAGGUUUUUUACUGCCCAACGCCUAGACUUACACAAGAACUAACAACAAAAACAUUAAGUUUAUGGAACGAGAACAAGUAGUGUGAAAGUGUAUUUAGUUCUAGUUUAGCGGUUUAUAUGUGUGCGUGUCACUACUGAAACGGUCGAUAAAGUUGAUGGACGUUCUGUGCUAUUUGUGAAUUCCUUACAUACUUCUAUUAGUACUUGUGACAAUGCCUUCUAACAAGAAGUUGAUGUCGAAAAUGCGACAAAUAGCACAAUGGAUUUUGGUGGCGCAUGUGGUUGAAUUCUUAGAGGCUUAUUGUACACCACGCGACACAGCCAGACGAUCACCGCAGCGUAGUCGCCGGUCAAGGGAGCCUAGACGCUCACCCGACACAUCCAGAUGGCGUUACGAAUCGCGUCGUCACAAUUACGACGUUGACUCAAGACGACCAUACGAAUACGAAUCAAGAAGAUAUUUCGGUAGAGAAUACGACGCAGAUUCUGGAAGACGACCCGCUUUUGACGCGGAAUCAGCUCGUCGAAGAGCAGAUUACGAGUCGGCAAGACGGACUGAUUUCGACUUGUCAGCUCCUGAAGUUUCUAGACGUAGUCCCGAAAGUGCACCUGAAGGUUCGGCCGAUUCUCCGCCCGAACCUGCGCCUUCCGCGCCACUGCGCCAAGAGAGACAGUCCAGACAUCGGGCUCAACCAUAUUACGAAUCUGAAUCGAGUUCAGAAGACAGAUCAUCAUCAACUGAAAUCGAAGAGGACGAGUUUGGUGAAUUCGAUCCAUUUGCAACUGCACCAUCCUUGCAUUCGCCAGACAGUGGUCGGUCUGAUCCACGAUACGCAAACGCCCCUAGAAGAAAUCCUAGCCCAUAUUAUUACGGCGAUUUGUUCAAAACUGCCCCGCCACCACCUGCUCCUACAGCGCCGACUGUUUCAUCGACGUCUUCGUCUCGUGGCCCACGGUAUAGAAAGUCAGCCAGUCUUGACGCUCCCCACGUUGCUCAAAGACCAAAUCUGCCUAAAAGAUUUUCAGUGGCAGAAGAUGGAUUCCGUGAGCUAGAACGAUCAUCAUCAUCGUCCGGCGAGAGCGCGUGGAUGCCGCCAAGGCGUCGCGGGCGCGACGCGGCCGGCUGCGUGUGCGCCGCGCCCGAAGAUGUAGAGGAGCAUAGAUCUUCUCGUAGCGUAUUUUACGUGCCGGCGCCAUUGCCACGCUGGCCACAAGAAAUGACCACACGACAGAUUUACGAAACGGCCUUUGACUGUAAAAUAGCACGGUCUGAUGAUGACUUAGAUGAUUUCGACCGCGUUAGUAAUCAUCCAGCGCUCUUGCAAGCUGAGGAACGCAAGGUUAUAUCAUCUGCCUCAUCUGCAUUUGAAGCUGUAGAACGUAGUGAACCAGAUUAUAAAGGUCGCCGUAAGGUGACUAUGAAAACUGAUAGUGUUCGUCGUUCAAAGAUUCCUACUAUUCGCCAAAAGAGAGAAAAUGAGAGUAACGCAUCAGCACUCUCGGAGGAGAUGGAGAAAGUGCACAUUGAAGAUGAAGAUCGUACAUCAACAUCUCAACUGCCGUUACGCGGUUAUACUCCUUCUCCACCAUCUACAGCGCCGUUACCUACAAAAUUUCAACAAAAAGACGGAUCUGCAAUGAAUAGUAUCAAAAGUGCUCCAAAUUUGCCUCAAACCCAGCCAUCACAUCCCCGCCUAAAAGAUUUAAGACUGCCGGUAAAAUCUCUACGGGCUAGGGACACGCCAACCAGUAGUGACGCUAGUAUGACUGACGUUAAAGCUUCUGUAUCUACAGAACUUGACGUUGGACAACGUUUGAGGGAUUCCAGUCGCGAGUCUCGUGAUGGUGAUGAUGAAAGGGUGCAAUCAAAAGACGGUAUUUUUUUAGAGAUUAAGGGUCGACCCACUUCCGAUUCUGAUACACCCGAAAUGAAUCGGUACAAGGGGCCUAAGGGGGUCGGCCCUAUAAUGGAGUUUAAAGGCAGGCCCGGAGUAGCUCGUCCACGUCGAAAGUAUUCAAGCACCGAGAGCAUGGCAACAAGCAGUAGUGGAGGCAGCAUGGAGUCACUAAGGAGCAGCAACAGUGAAGGAGACAGGAGUAGUAGUAGUUCUGAAAGUCGACACUCAUCAUCCUUAAGUUCACAUAGCUCUGAUUCCGGAAACGUACCAUUUAUUAAAUCACAUCAUAUGCAGCUUUCGGGGUUUGGACAUCAUCCGAAUAAACUACACAUUUUAAGUCCUAUAUCAGACAAAUCUUCCCAGGAGCCAGCAUCAGAAACAUCUGAUAACAAUAAAAAUAAUAACUCACAAAAAGUAUCUCCCGAAGAUGGUGAUAUGGGUAACACGACAAUACAAACUACUGUUGAAAUUUUACCUAAGCCGAAAAGGCGGGCUUUACAAAACAGAAAUUUGUUAAAUCUGACGUUUAGGCAUUCAACUCCCGGUGACACAGAAAUACAAGGUUCCGACAGUGGUAUAUCAAUUCAUUCGAGAGAAGGUGUAGAUUCACGGAAUGCAUUUAUAAAUUUCAAAAACAGCAACACAGAAGAAGAACGUAAAGAUGAUGCUGUUGAUCUUUCUGACCUUCCGUUUGACAUGCCAAAAUUACGAAGACGUCGAGCUGAAGCCGAAGUUGACCUUCGCACUUUGCCGUUUGAUAUGCCUAAAUUGAGACGUAAAUUACGUGGACAAUCGUUGCAACUGAACAAUGAUUUUGGAGAGGCUAUAUCUAACGCUUCUUCGAGUCAAAGCGUUCAAGAUUUAAACCAAGGAAAAAAACAUCGUGAGAAAUUGACUUUGAAUUUUGAAAGUGGCACUGGUAGCUCCGGUAGUGCGAAAGGAUUACAUUUGAACUUAGGACCUAUAGCGCCGCCACGGGACCUGGUUGAUGCUACUCUUCCACUAGACCGACAAGGGUGGUAUCAUGGAACGUUAUCGCGUUUGGAAGCUGAGGGAUUACUAAGAGAUGCCGAUGAGGGAGCAUUCUUAGUAAGAAAUAGCGAGUCCGCUAAACACGACUACUCGCUUAGCUUGAAAUCCACCCGUGGCUUUAUGCACAUGCGGAUAUGUCGCGGGGGUGACGGUUACACUUUGGGAGGGGCUGCUACCGCCUUCCCCAACGUACCCGCUCUAAUGAGACACUACGUCACGGCUCAAAGGCUUCCAGUUAGAGGUGCUGAACACAUGGCUCUAUCGACUCCACUGCCAGCUGUUAUGCUUUGAAAUCUUUGGGAAACAUUGAUUGGAAUUAAUCAAAGAACCCGAUGUAUGGCGUUCUUUCAGCUUCUUUGAUGAUUCGUUCGCUUUGUAGGAGCUUGGACGGUACAAGUAUACAUUUCGUAGCACUCAGUUAACGGUUCAGUGAGGAACUUCAAGCUGUACGAAAGGCCACGUGUAUAUAAAUAAGACGCAAUAAACUUUGAGUUUUGUGUCAAAUUACGUUUUUAAUACUUAAGCGUAAAAUAUAGCAGCAGUUAUUUAUUAUAUGUGAAUAGUUUUAGUAACCAGUGAAUAAUACCAAAGAGGACAUACGUACAUAGAAAUGUUUUUUUCUAUGGGGCUUGCAAAAUGUUUGUUCGCUCGGAACGUUGUCAUAAUACGACGGCGGUGUUUACCGUUAAGAGCUAGUGCUUAUAUUAUUACGAAAGCCUCAACAGCAUUAAAAAUAUGAGCAUAUUAUAUUUUAUUUAUUAUAAAAUAUAUUUUUUUUUUUAAACAAUAAGAUAUUUAAUCCAAUACAAUGGACCAUUUAAAAAUAGCUCGAGACUUUAAUAAAUAAUUAAGCGCUUGCUUUACACUUAUGCUAGUCCCAACACCGCAGCAACCUGUAUUGAUAUUUAAAUUAUUAUGUAUGUAAUUAUUAAUGUGAGUUCCACGGUAACAUUAGAUUUAAUUUAAAUUUGUAUAAGUAAUUUUAUUUACUCUAAACUUAUAACACAUUAUAAACCAAUUAGUUUUGUUAAGAAAAUAUACAAUAUAUAUCACUAGUACGUCAUAUUCAGUAUAUGAUGAAAUAUGGCCAAGGUCAUAAUAGCCAAGUAUAUGUCACGAAGGCCACUUAAACGAUAUUUAAUAAUAAUAAUAAUUUAAAAAGGUUUCGUUUUAAUUUUUUAGCUAUCUUAGCAGCUACAUGUAUAAAGGCCUAAAAGCAAAAUGCUUAACUUAAUAUUAUUAUUUUUCUUCUAACACUUAGAUAAAGGCAAGUAUAUGUUAUGCUUUUGUAUAUGCCGUUUAAAAAUAAUUAUGGAUCCAUAGAUUAAAAUGAGGUCAAAUAUAAUAAUAAAACGACUGUCUUUUAUUAAAUAGAACAAUUUGUGAGUGAACACUGUUAUCACACAAUACAAUCUACAAUUUAUUAUGGACCUUAUUUCUAUAAUUAGAAGGUUGGUUUUUGCUUAUAAAUAACAUAGUGACUCAUCGACUCAUAGUCACGAAAAUCGUAUCGAUUUGAAAAGGAACAAACUGGUACACGAAAUGUGACACUCCUACAAGGCGGUCACUCUAUUCACGUAUUUUCUAUAUUUAGCAAUAGUUAUAAGAUCAAUAAAUUUUGCACCGUAGCAUAAAACAAUAGAUUUUCAUCAAUUUGAGCUUUAGUAAGUAAGUACAGAGUACAAUCACUGUUAUGAUAAAUAUCUUCAAUAUGUAAUUUAAUAAAAGUCCAUAUGUUUACGAUAAGGGACGUUUAGAAGUACUCAUUAGAUAAAUAGAAAGACCAUUUUGAUACGGCUUUCAUACUGUAUUUAUAUGAAAAAGCGUAGCAAACAUUUCAAUUUUACUGUAGGUAACUCGAUCCCGAUGUUAUAUGGCACGGCAUAUAAUUAAGAUCAUAGAGAAGAAUGCACAUGUUAUGUAACAUUCACAUUGACUUAUUUAUAUUUUUUGUUAUAUUAGAAUUAAGUAGGUUUGUAAAGUGUUUAUGGGCCCCUGGUAUUUAUAAUCCAUAGAUAAGUUUUUUUUUUUUUUUUUUUCAUUUAAAACUGUCGCUUUAUUCUAAAGUGUUUUCAACGAGCGACGUUUUCAAGAACAUUUAAAAUUCAAGUGAUAUGUUUAAAAUAUGAAGUACGUUUCAUAAAGGCUUUAUUCAGGAAUAACAUUUCUAAUAAAGCGACGGUUGAAUGAAGGUGUCAGCUAUUAUUUCUUAUCGUUCUUUCUGUGAUUUAGUUUGAUAAAAUGAAACGCCAAAAAUAUUAGUAUGUAAUUAGAAAACUUCGUGUGGAAUAUCGCUUUAUUGAUACGAUGUCGAAAUGACA
Messenger RNA from Vanessa tameamea, 5334 nucleotides. It is a transcript of the gene hwt, whose product is annotated as heavyweight. The coding region runs from base 296 to 3304 and encodes 1002 amino acids. The transcript has 6 exons. Lineage: Eukaryota; Metazoa; Arthropoda; Insecta; Lepidoptera; Nymphalidae. Gene Ontology annotation, molecular function: phosphotyrosine residue binding. The record is from RefSeq and is a predicted model, not a curated record.